Molecule: messenger RNA, 786 nt
Organism: Schistocerca piceifrons (Central American locust)
Lineage: Eukaryota; Metazoa; Arthropoda; Insecta; Orthoptera; Acrididae
Exons: 1
Coding region: 1-786 (261 amino acids)
Source: RefSeq, a predicted model, not a curated record
AUGAAAAUAUGUAAAAGACAGAGGCACAUAAAUAAAUGUGAAAGGAAAAUUAAUUGGUGGAGAUUAAAGGAUAAAAAUUUUAGAGAGGAGUUUAGUGAAAAAGUACUGGAAAAGGUAAAAUUGGCAGAGAGUGUGCAGGAGUGGUGGAAAAUAAAUAGUGCUGUUAUAAGGAAAACUGGGGAAGAAGUGUUUGGAUUAACAUUUGGGAGAGGGGUGCCAAAAGAUAAGGAAGCAUGGUGGUGGAAUGAAGAGGUGCAGAAGGUUGUGAAGGAAAAGAAAGAUGCUAAGAGGAAGUGGGACAUGCCUGUAAGUGCUGAGGAUGGGCAAGCAUACAAAAGUGCAAAGAAGGAGGCAAAGCAAGCCAUGGCUAAAGCUAAAGCUGAAUCAGUAAGGGAGGCAUAUGAACAACUACAGAAAAAUCAGGAUAUAAGACAACUGAUAUGGAUAGGCAAAUCAAGAGAUAAAGCUUCUAAGGAUCUAACAGCAAUAAAACAAAUGAAAGAUGAAACAGGAAUAAUUCUGCAUGACCAUGGAAAAAUAAUCCAAAGGUGGUUAAAUUAUUUUGAGAAAUUGCUGAAUGAAGAAAAUUUAAGAGUGAAAACUGAGGAAGGAGGGGCAAAUGAAGGAUUAAUGAUGGAUAUAAGUAGAGAUGAAGUCAAACGGGCAAUUGAAAAGAUGAAAAAUGGGAAGGGAGUUGGCCCAGCCCAGAUCCCCAUUGAGGUAUGGAAGUGUCUUGGUAAAAAGGGAAUUGAGCUCCUUUGGGAUUUAAUGAAGAAGACUUGGUGA